CUGCGCGCCUGCGGAGAAGCCAAAGGUCAGGGGUUGUAGAGCCGUCAUGGCGGCGCUGUGUAGGACCCGUGCUGUGACCGCAAAGAGUCAUUUUCUGCGAGUGUUUUUCUUCUCUCGGCCCUGUAGAGGCACAGGCACUGAAAGUGGCUCCGGAAGCGAAAGUUCUGAUUCCACGGAGCCUAAACAGCGCCCAGGCGGCUUCGCGAGCGCUUUGGAGCGGCACUCCGAGUUGCAGCAGAAGGCGGAGUUCGGGCGGAUGAGAGGCUCUCCGAAAAAUAUGGAGUCCUUCGCAUCUAUGCUGAGACAUUCCCCUCUUACACAGAUGGGACCUGCCAAGAAUAAACUAGUCAUUGGACAAAUCUUUCAUAUUGUGGAGGAUGAUCUUUAUAUAGAUUUUGGCGGCAAGUUUCACUGUGUGUGUAAAAGACCAGAAGUGGACGGAGAGAAAUACCAGAAAGGAACCAGAGUCCGACUGCGACUAUUAGAUCUUGAACUCACAUCUAGGUUCCUGGGAGCAACAACAGAUACAACUAUCCUAGAAGCUGAUGCAGUUCUGUUAGGACUCCAGGAGAGUAAAGACUCAAAAUCAAAAGAGGAACGUCAUGAAAAAUAAAAGAACUUUGCUUAGUGCAUUCCCUCCUUUUUUGUUGAACCCAGGUAUUAUUCAUCAAGAAUGCAAUUAGACAAUUAUGAGUAAAUGAUUGAAAGGCAUAAUAAAUGGAAGCUAUAAUUAUA
Molecule: messenger RNA, 735 nt
Organism: Phacochoerus africanus (Common warthog)
Lineage: Eukaryota; Metazoa; Chordata; Mammalia; Artiodactyla; Suidae
Gene: MRPS28
Product: mitochondrial ribosomal protein S28
Exons: 3
Coding region: 47-613 (188 amino acids)
Cellular component (GO): mitochondrial small ribosomal subunit
Source: RefSeq, a predicted model, not a curated record